AUGACCAGGCGGCGGAGAUGGACGACCACUUUUCUGGUGUCGAUGGCCAUAGUAUCUGGUCCUUGCAAUGCCGCUACAAAGCCAACAACAUCACAACGUGAAGAAGGAAGACGUCGACAUAAAGGCUCUACUUCUUCUUCAGUACUAGUAGAAGGUGAAGAUGACCUUGAUGACGAUGAAGAUGACCUGGAGCAGACUUCAAAAAUAGGUAAUCAUGAUAGCGAUAGGGAACAAGGUGAAGAUUCAGAUGAAGGAGAGGAAGAGUCAUCGAUUACUCACGAAGACGGUGUUGAGGAUGAAGAAGACUCAGUCUCAGAACCAAUGGACGCUGAACAAGACGAAUCUGAGAACAAGAUGGAGCAGGAGAUGGGUAACUACUACAGAAGUGCAGUAGUGGCUGCAACUACAAAAUCUACAUCUUCACGUACUAGAAACGCAACAUCAAGUACAACAAGGAGUCAGCACCAAGGAUAUCAUCGUUCAUCUUCAUCUGCCUACGUGCCGACUGACCCAGAUAGGUUGAUGAUCUUCUUCGAGAACCCGCCAUUGCCUCUGACAGCGGGACAUCUUUUUAAGGAAGGACUCACUAGCUUUUCAAUAACUCCUUACGUCGCGAUCGCGAAUUGACAGAACGAGACUUCUGAGGAACGAUCGGCACCAUAACUCCAUCUCGCUGCUUUCUGCACAGUGUAACCAUCUCUCACUCUCACAACACCAAGACGAUAAUUCUUCUAGUGCGGACAACACAUUCAUCAUAAUGAAACCACGAGGAUCCACUGCACUUUUACUUGACCCGACCUUCACCACUUCUAAUCAAUCCCUAGUAGAAUCUUUCUCCAUGGCGAGUACAAAACCAGAAGAGCUGAACCCAUUCCACCAAUUUCGGAUAGACGCCGAGCAGGAAGAGGAAAUACAGAACGUGGUAGAUAUGAAAACGAAAGGGCGACUGCAUUCGAAACGAGCCAUACAGCUUCAGCAAGAGGGAAAACUGAAGAAGAAGAAUGAAGCAUGCCAAAUUAUGAUUGAAAAUACUGAUAAGGUCAAGUAGUACCGGAGUACAUACUUCUAUAUGGUGAAGACGAAGAGAUGUCGUGUCGUGGUUAACAUUGGCAACCCCAAAUGUUUAUCUUUAAAUUUAUAGUGAGCUUCAGCUGGGUCUCCUCCGAUUCGCCGCCCUGUCGCCCUUCUGGUGACUCCAUGGCUUUGAAUCUUUGCUAACUUUUUUUCAUCGUUGCGCUUCGUUACUUCCUCCAACUUCUGAGGUAGCAGGGUGUCAGCGUAUAGUCUAGGUGUUGGUAUGCUUGCCAAUGAUAGGCUCCAUGUAAUUAUGAAACGAAAAAGUGCACUCACACUCAAGAAAUUGGCUAGGAUUUAUGUAGGAAAAUAGCCACUUUUUUUGAGUGUGAGAGCACUUUUUUCUUUCAUAGUAAUGUAACGCGUUCACGCUGUAUUUGUUGUUAAAAAUUGUGAAAACGAACUUGUUGCAUGAUUUGUUGAGGAAAAUAACGACCUCCUCCACCGCCUCUAAGGCAGUGUCUUCCUUUGAGAAAAUCGCAACGCCAGUGCCUCAAUACUUCCGGGAUCUAGAAGAGUACUUCGACAAUUACGUGAAUUCCAGUAUCCGGAUCGUCCCCAAUGGGUUUGCGCAAGUGCGUUUGGGGGAUAGCGAGAUGGGCCUCUUGAAUUUUGACGACGACAUGAAAAGAGCUAAGGGUCGUGCGAAUGCAAUUUUUGGGAUGUUGUCACUGGGAGAACGCAGGAGUGGAGUUUGGGUGGUGGGUAGCAGUGCUGCCAGACGGGGGAAUAGUGCUAGUGCUAGAGGUAAGAAGGGAACUCGAAGAAAUAGUACUAGAUUACAUGCAGCUGCACAAGAUGAAUUAGGACCUCCUUCAGGCGCUUCCAAGAAGACAAAAAGAAGAUCUAGAAGUACUAGUAGGAGAUCUUCAACAUCGCUAAGAGAAUCUGAAUCAUCUACAAGGAAAAAGAAGAGGUUUUCAGACUUCUUCAAACCGGAAGAUCUUCAUGAGAAGCGUUUUUUUUUUUCGCCACGAGGCAGAGACUUCCAGCCGAUUUUCACACGGACGUCUUCUAUUAAGAGAAAGGGUUGCGGUGUAUGUGUAUGAGUAGUCAGCGCACGAGUAGUACUCUUCAGCAGCAGUGGAGAUGACAUGAUUACCUACUCAAGGAUCACUCGCUGACUCCCACCACGAGAAGAACAGAGGGCUUCCCAAUUACUUAACCGUGCUUGGGAAGAAGUACUAACUAAGUGUAAGUCCUAAACACUCUUCUUAUAUUAAACACUCUUCUUCCUCUUCCACCACGACUUCCCCCCCUGUACACACCUCCACUACCUUCCACUCUAAUACCCUGAGCCUCAAAAAUCCUUGCAUAUCGGAGCAGUUCUCUAGAGUGGUUGCUGCCCAGACUACGCAACUUCAUCGCGACUUCGGAAACUUCUUUCUCUGUUCGCAGAGGCCGAAAUAUCAGUAAGGCAGGUGGUUAAGUGAGAGUGAGUACAACUGAAGAAGCCGAAAUAUCAGCAAGGCAUACGUCCGUCAUCUUAACUGGUACUUCAUUUAUCAACGAGAAAUAUGAUUAUGAACAAGAACUUCGACCAAUUACCACCCAUCAUUCUUCUAAUCGUAGAAUAUUUAUUAUGCGAAAUCAUGAUCACACAACCCUCUAACUCUAGGAUAUGCGGAAUCGCGUGGAGAAUUUUGCCAGCGAUUUGCUAUCCUGGCAAGGAAGGCAUGGAGGUCCUAUUUUUAAUGGCGCGAAACUACUGCGUCGCAAUGGCGGAACUGGAAGUGCUUAUGGGCUUGCUGGUUGAAGAGUUUUUGACAUGCUUGAAGAUCAUACGUGGGGGCUGUUUUCAAAGGAAGUGGACGUGGAUCUUUACUCGAGGAGAAAUUGGAAAAUGGGAACAACUCGUUCAUGAUCUCCUCUUUCAGUGAUGUGUUCAGACAUACCCCUCUUGAUAGUCUGCAGAGGUGAGGCUGUAAUAGUCAAUACUCGUUGUACAUCAAGGGGAACAACUUUUAGAUAUAAUUACUAUGAUACAUCGAUAGAAGCUAUCCUCCUGCAAUAGUUUUUUACUACUCACGACUACAACUCGUCUAACAUAUCACAUCGAGGAGCAACAAGCACAAGGACCUACCUUGGUCUCGCGAUAUCUUCUACUUGUUUCAUCCCGACGCUCUCUUGGAUCCGAUGAGAUCGAUGCUGGAGGUGGGGAAACGACCACUGGUCCUGAUUGGUCCGCCCCAUUUGCGGUCACUAUCGUGCUUAAGGAAAUCGUGAAAGAUAAUUUUCACCUGAAGGUUUCCAAUUUUCGGUCGCAGAGCUCGUGGGACUGACUUAGAUUGACAAUAGAAGCUGGUAUACGUGGUCGUGGUAUAAAAGAUAUCGCACUAGCUACAGAUAAUAUUCCAAAUAUUAUCAGUCACUAACCGUGACGUUUCUUCUUCUUCUUCUUCUUCUUCAUCUUCUUCAUCUUCUUCUUCUUCUUCUUCUUCUUCAUACUACGGCUGGCUUCCGACAAAACGGGCGUUUCUGGCUGCUCCACCUCCUCACGAGAGCUCAGAGUGCGAUCAAAGGGCAAAGAACAGAUUAAAACAAGAAAUGAAAGAACAGAGUAUAAUAAUCUUAUUGGCUUUUGGUGGCUCUUUAGCAAGCUGCUAUCACCUUCCAUUUCUUACUAUUCGAAAACUCAAAAUAACCGAGUUACUGACUGAAAUAAGGGAGGUAGCCUUAGCGGGCUACUCUUUGUCUUCCUCGUUCAGUAUCUCGGAUAUUCCGAUCAUUUAGACUUGCUUAAAUUUCUGUUUUUUGAAAGCUGCAAGUACAAAUACAUCCUCCAAACUCCCCACAAACAGGUCUUCGCUUUCCUGAUGAGACGGUAACAUUUCUUUAUUCCGGUUCGGUCUACAUGAAGAUCAUCGCUGCAGAAGCGUUCUUUGAGAAUCCGGAGAUCAGGAAUACUAUGGAGGCUUCUUAGAAUGUCUCAAUGUAGUCAUCCAUCAGGUGGACUCCUAGUACGUAAGUACUUCUAUACCAACUAGUACAACUAGGAGUGCUUCUAUAGAUACCAACUACAACUAGUAGGAGUGAAUCCCUUCUCUGAGAUCAUCAUCAUUAUCUAUGGGCCGCUUUCUUUGCUUUUGCUUAGGCUUAGUAAAAACUCCUUUGUUCCCAUUUCCUUUCUCUAAUCUCAAAGACCUCAUUCUCGAUAUGGGUUCAGUCUUCGACGCUGCUGGAGGCAAGGCUUCACGCGACUACAACAGGGACUGGCAGCACAACUGUCAAAAUUUUGCUGCAGCCAUGACCUGUGAGACGUGCCACAAGCAUUGCCUGAACCUUGGAAAGGGCGACAAGAAAAGCGAUGGAAACAAGUCCAGAUACGUUAAGAAGAUGAAAGUUAAGGCAGAAGUACGUAUGCAUGAUAGGUUGAUGGACAACGUAUGUGAUAUGAAUUUGAUAUAUCGUACUACAAAUAUGAUAUAGGGUGGGCAUUAGUUGUGGGAGUUGACCUUGUGUCAGCUGCCAUUCUGUCUCUACGGUGAUCAAGAAUGGCCAUAACAGGGACAUACACAUGACGGGAUAGUUAGAAGAGGAGCAGCGAGUUCAACAAGUUCUCCAUCGACUGUUCUUAAUCCUAGAGUUGUAGAACAUUAUGUUCAACAACCUCCGCUAAUCAACGCAGAAGGGCUUCCGCCAGCAGCUUUCUUCUAUCGAGUUUUCGAGCAUUGAUGGAGAAAUUUGGCGUGGGGGAGCAUGUUGCGGGAACGACACCAGCAGUGGAGGGAGAGAACGAGGAGGAGACAAGCUCAGAAAAUGAAGCAGAGAGUCAACAGGGAGGUAUGAGUUUCCUCCAAGAACAGGAUACUCAAUCUAGGUUAUCAACCUCCCUAGAGAUGGAGGAGGACAGCGCAUCCCUGACCUAUGACGCCUCCGAGAUGACAAUGCUAGGAAAUGAUCCUAGUAUUUGCGCCGGCUGCCGAGCUGAGACGGAAGGGCCGCAGGAUGACUGCACGGUGGGGUGAAAUAAAGGUAGGUACUAGAAGGAAUAUGAAUAUCUAUCAGUCUCAGAAAAUUGGUUGAGCUGCUGGAACCCGUUGUAGUUGUAGUUGAAUUGUGGACUUGAGCCGCAUUUGAUGAUGAUGGCAAAAAUAGGUGGUAGGUACCGAAGAUGCGAGAAAGAUACCUGAAGAGCUGAGGAAGGGCAUAGGCCCUAAACCCUAACCCUUACAUGUAGAAAUCAGAUGUUCAGACUAUUUUGACACCUAACGACGCACAGAACUAGCAAACUGUACAGAUUCGAGAAAUAAAUGUACUACCUGUAAUAUUUGAGGUUACAUCUUCUGCUGUAGAGCGACUCGAAAACAUAAUGAAAUUGCCCAGUCUGUUGCCGCAAGCUGCCUGGGCACAGGUAAUUGUGAAGAUUCUUGAUCCCUUUUUGAACCGUUUUUCAGAUUCAUGCCAACUUUUUCAGACUUUCUAUGAUAGGCAAGAAUAAACAAGGAUUGCUAAUAAAAGUCCUCCUGGAACGACCUGGUUCUUGACUGAUAAGUAAACAAGUCUUCUAGUGUUCUCAACCGCGGAUACGGUCACAACCGCGGACGAUACG
Messenger RNA from Amoebophrya sp. A25, 5626 nucleotides. The record is from the annotation of a GenBank genome assembly. Lineage: Eukaryota; Dinophyceae; Syndiniales; Amoebophryaceae.